CAGUUUAGAAGACACAAGAAAAAAACAUCAAAAUGAAGGUUUUCACCCUAGUUGUCUUUUUGCUGAUUUAUGAAGUGAUUGGAUUUCAGCCACACAAUUCAGUGAAAUAUCAAAUAUCUAAUUACCUGAAAACUGCUCCAUGGGAACACGUCAAAACAUUUGCCAAGAUUAAGACUCCGCUAUCCUUGGAUAUCACAUCGAAUUACAGGCUUCCUGCAGGAACCAUUUUGACUGGCUUAAAAGUCGUAACCGGGGAAAACUGUGCUGAUAUUUUGAGAAGAGACCCUUCUACCAGGAAAAAGGAUGGUAUUUAUAAAAUCAUCCUUGACAGGAAAAAGAUAGUUAAGGUGUAUUGUGACAUGACGACUGAUAGAGGAGGUUGGACGGUCAUUCAAAACAGGUUCGAUGGUACAACCAAUUUUUAUCGCGACUGGAAUGACUAUAAAACAGGUUUUGGGAACAUUUCUCGGGAAUUUUGGCUUGGGAAUGACAUAAUCCAUGCUCUUACUAAAAACGAUGAUCAAGAAUUGCGCGUAGAAAUGACGAAGUUUUCUGGAUCAAAAGUUUACGCAAAAUACUCAAAAUUUUCUAUUGGUGAUGAAUCCAAAAAGUAUAAACUGUCGAUCAGUGGAUACAGUGGGUCGGCUGGAGAUUUCAUAAUUGGCAGCCACAGCUUGAAUGGAAUGGCGUUCUCAACAAAGGACAUUGAUAACGACAAGUGGGGCGGUCAAUGUGCAAAGACCUUUCAGCGAGGUGCUUGGUGGUACAACAGCUGUUCGUACUCUAAUCUGAACGGACAAUAUACAGAAAAACAAUUAAGCUCAAAGACACAUUUAUUCUGGGGAUCGUCACGAGAGAACAUGAAAUCAUCUAGGAUGAUGAUAAGAACAAAAUCCUAA
Saccostrea cuccullata (small rock oyster) is the source of this 899-nucleotide messenger RNA. Its product is annotated as fibrinogen-like protein A. Bases 33 to 899 code for a protein of 288 amino acids. The transcript is spliced from 6 exons. The record is from RefSeq and is a predicted model, not a curated record. Lineage: Eukaryota; Metazoa; Mollusca; Bivalvia; Ostreida; Ostreidae.